Messenger RNA from Fundulus heteroclitus (mummichog), 1442 nucleotides. RefSeq names its product proteasome 20S subunit alpha 2 (gene psma2a). The transcript has 8 exons. The coding region runs from base 67 to 771 and encodes 234 amino acids. Lineage: Eukaryota; Metazoa; Chordata; Actinopteri; Cyprinodontiformes; Fundulidae. Gene Ontology annotation, biological process: ubiquitin-dependent protein catabolic process. The record is from RefSeq and is a predicted model, not a curated record. Gene Ontology annotation, cellular component: proteasome core complex, alpha-subunit complex; proteasome core complex.
UACAAAUCUGAAAGUAGAUUGGCAGUUUCCUCUUCAGCGUUCCAGAAAGAGAAGAAGAAGAUCAAGAUGGCGGAGCGUGGCUACAGUUUCUCCCUCACCACAUUUAGCCCCUCGGGGAAACUGGUCCAGAUUGAAUAUGCGCUGGCAGCUGUCGCAGCAGGAGCUCCUUCAGUCGGCAUCAAAGCUACUAAUGGAGUGGUCCUGGCUACGGAGAAGAAGCAGAAGUCCAUUCUGUAUGACGAACAGAGCGUCCACAAAGUGGAACCCAUUACCAAACACAUAGGCAUGGUCUACAGCGGCAUGGGACCCGACUACAGGGUUUUGGUGCGGCGAGCCCGGAAGCUGGCGCAACAGUACUACCUGGUGUAUCAGGAGCCUAUUCCUACGGGCCAGCUCGUCCAGAGGGUGGCCUCCGUCAUGCAGGAGUACACACAGUCUGGUGGAGUGCGUCCCUUUGGUGUGUCUUUGCUGAUAGCUGGUUGGGAUGAAGAUCACCCCUACUUGUUCCAGUCAGAUCCUUCUGGAGCGUAUUUUGCAUGGAAAGCCACAGCCAUGGGAAAGAACUACGUCAAUGGAAAAACAUUCCUUGAAAAAAGGUAUAACAAUGACCUGGAGUUAGAAGAUGCCAUUCACACCGCCAUCCUUACAUUGAAGGAGAGUUUUGAGGGUCAGAUGACAGAGGAGAACAUCGAGGUGGGAAUCUGUAACGAGGCUGGUUUCAAAAGACUCACCCCAGCAGAGGUGAAAGACUACCUGGCAGCCAUCGCGUGAACACAGCCUCCCUGAUGGGCCGCCGGCCGCAUUUCAAAACAUUUAGCAGCACAGUAGCCAGUAGGCACAAGGAACAAAAGAGUAUGCCCACAAUACCAUCACCGUAAUGAAGACAUAGACACCCUGAUGACCAAUAUUACUCAGUCUCUACACAAAUGUGUUUAUACUCAACGAGAUAAAGUAAAUUAGCCUUACCUUAAGACAUACUCUAUGAAUGUCACAUGUGACAAUUGGCUGCUGUGCAAACUAAAGGGUUUUGGGCUCUGACAGAAAUCUCAGGUCUUCCAUUGAAUCUUCAUUUUCUUAUUGCCCAUUACUUAGCAAAGGCACUGUGCUGAGUUCGAAGAUACUAUUCCCUUUUGCAUAAUACAUUUAGAUAAAAACAUUUGAAUAGCAAUCAGACUUAUUACAGGUUAUGAUAAAUCCUUUCCUUAAUAUCUAACAAGACAUUUGUUUUUACAUCUUUGCUCUUUGUAUUAUUGAUUUUGGUCAAAACAUAAGCAGGGAUGGAUGAUUCAAUGGCUAGCCUUGAUAUUUUACUGUCAAGAUGUGGUUGCUGUACAACAGUUUUUCAUUGUGUACUCCUUUUUUUUCCAGACCUGAUACAGUUCUUAAAUUUGUAUUUCAUCCACUGUUAUGUCACUUAUUCAAAUAAAGAAUGGUGAACUGUU